AUGGCUGAGACACACCACUUCGACGUGAACCGCCUAUUCGGCGUGAAGGGCUAUGUCGCGGUCGUAACAGGUGGCGGCACAGGCAUUGGCCUCAUGGCAGCACAAGCCCUCUCAGCCAACGGCGCCAAAGUCUACAUCACCGGUCGCCGAACAGACGCCCUCGAGAAAGCCGCCAGCGAACACACACCCGACCAAGAGCACACAGGCGGCCAGAUCAUCCCGCUCGGCCCAUGCGAUGUCACAAAGAAGGAGGACCUACAAAAAGUAGUCGACGAGCUCAGCAAGAAAGAGAAGUACAUCAACCUGCUAGUCUGCAACGCAGGCAUUCCAGGCCCCAAGGGCGGAGGCGGCGAGGAGGAUGCCAAGGAUCUGAAGAAGAAGUUAUGGGAGAACGAAUCGGUAGAGGACUGGCAAACGACGAUGGAGACAGAUGUCACAUCCGUCUACUUCACCACCGUCGCCUUCCUCCCCCUCCUCCAAUCCGCCCUCGGCUCCCAAGGCGCCUCAAACGACACCGGCCCCGCCGGCGUCCACGAAGACUUCGCUCCCAGCGUCAUCACCAUCUCCUCCAUGUCCGGCCUAAUGCGGCACGCCCAGGGCCACUUCGCCUACAACGCCGCCAAAGGCGCGACAGUCCACCUCACAAAGCUUAUGUCGAGUGAGUUCCAAGAGGCCAAGAUUCGAGUAAACAGCAUUGCGCCGGGCUACUUUCCGUCAGAAAUGACUGCGAAGGAAAGUGAUGAGAGGAAUAAGAGCGGCUUUCCGGAGGGCAAGAUUGAGCAGACGGGUCAUGUGCCCCUGAUGAGGGCGGGGAGGGAUGAGGAGAUUGGGAUGACGGUGUUGUUUUUGGCGAAGAAUUGUUAUGUUAAUGGGCAGAUUCUUGCGGUGGAUGGAGGGGUGCUGAAUGUGGUUGCUGGCUGA
This is a messenger RNA of Fulvia fulva, 921 nucleotides long. RefSeq names its product Short-chain dehydrogenase/reductase VdtF. Lineage: Eukaryota; Fungi; Ascomycota; Dothideomycetes; Mycosphaerellales; Mycosphaerellaceae. The coding region runs from base 1 to 921 and encodes 306 amino acids. The record is from RefSeq and is a predicted model, not a curated record. The transcript has a single exon.